Messenger RNA from Spodoptera frugiperda (fall armyworm), 4462 nucleotides. It is a transcript of the gene Tmc, whose product is annotated as transmembrane channel-like protein. NCBI's taxonomy places the organism in Eukaryota, Metazoa, Arthropoda, Insecta, Lepidoptera, Noctuidae. Gene Ontology annotation, cellular component: plasma membrane. Gene Ontology annotation, molecular function: mechanosensitive monoatomic ion channel activity. The coding region runs from base 160 to 4416 and encodes 1418 amino acids. The record is from RefSeq and is a predicted model, not a curated record. The transcript has 13 exons.
CGCAGUACCUUUCUCCCGUUGCUCUAACUAAUACAUCUGACUUCGUCCAUUCGAUCAGUCAGUCUCUGAAUUUCGUGAACGGCUUCCUGCGAACAUCCACCGUCAUCUCCGCUGCCGUCUGUGGACCGGUUGUCGGUCACCUGGGCUGAGCCUGGAAGCAUGUCCUCAUCAGGAGUCAACCUGUUCCACCUGCCUUCAGAGACUCCUGUCAGCAACGAAGUCAAGUUUUCACCAACAACUGGAGAUGGCUCAGAAGACGAAGAUUACUCAGCGAGUCUAAGUGCGGUGCUGCGCCAGCGACGGGCAAGUGUGCGGAGGUCUCGGAAGGGCAGAGCCAGACGCCCGUCUUCGCCAUUCCUUGCAGAUGAGAACAGGCCUAGAAGGAGGUCUUCUGUGUUCACCACAAGUUCUGGAGACACAGCAAUAUCAAUGGACGACGGCCAGCUAGCAGUCGUGACGCAGGAGCAAAUAUUCGAGAACAUUCAUCUGCACAAAGAAGUGCUGGGCUCCGUGAAACAACAACCGCUUGGGAUGAGGAGGAAACUCAAGAUUGUUCACCAGGCUAAAGCAUACAUAAAACGUCACGAAGGACAACUGCAGGAGAGACUGGCACAGUCCAAGAGCACUCGAGAUAUUUACGCUAGAUUCAACAUAUUAUUGAAUUCCUACUGGCAACAAAUAAAACGCGAGGCGGCCAACACUUCAAACCUACUGAUUCCAUGGGAGUUGAGGAUCAAGGAGAUCGAGUCUCACUUCGGGUCCGUGGUCGCGUCCUACUUCACCUUCCUUCGUUGGCUUUUCUGGGUGAACCUGGUCAUUGGCUUCAUACUACUCGUCUUUGUCAUAGUGCCUGAGUAUUUAACAGCGAAUCCACAACAAGAUGGUGAACGGAAAAUUAUUAUGGACGAAGAGAAACGUAACGCAUCGAAUCUUUUGACCUUAUGGGAAUUCGAAGGAGUUUUGAAGUGCUCACCGAUCUUCUAUGGGUACUAUAGCAAUGUAGAGAGAGCUCAGUAUCGCAUGCCACUCGCAUACUUCUUGACAGGACUUGCCGUGUACAUUUAUAGCUUCGUCGCCAUACUCAGGAAAAUGGCUGAGAAUUCUCGAAUGUCAAAGCUGUCGGAGAAAGAAGACGAAUGUAUAUUCUCGUGGAAAUUGUUCACUGGUUGGGAUUUCAUGAUCGGUAACACGGAGACAGCACAUAAUCGUAUCGCAUCAGUCAUAUUGGGGUUCAAAGAAGCGUUGCUUGAAGAAGCCGAAAAGAAAAAGGAUUUAAGGAACUGGCGUAUAAUAUCACUCCGAGCUCUGGUCAACAUAUGUGUUGUCAUACUGCUAGCAGUGUCGGCAUAUGCCGUGGUAACAGUCGUGUCCCGCUCUGACGAUAACUUAAAAGUAAGAAGUUGGUGGCGAGAGAAUGAAACGACAAUAGUUGUCACAGUCAUCUCUAUAACGUUUCCUGUAUUCUUUGAGUUACUUGGAUUUUUAGAACACUACCAUCCAAGGAAGCAAUUGAGGCUGCAAUUAGCAAGGAUCAUGUUAUUGAAUCUUCUCAAUUUAUACUCUCUCAUAUUUGCCCUGUUCAGCAAGAUUGAGGGAAUGAGCAAAGAUCUUGAUUUAUUAAAACCAACAUUGAGUUUGAAUGCGACGGUAACACCAAAUGAAACUCUAAAUCUAAGUGAAUCUUAUACAACGACAUUGCCAGACUUUUGUAUCGAACAGACGGUAUCGUGUGGGCCUUGUGAUAUACAAAUAACUUUACCGAUGAAGCUAUCAGAUGGGAUCGUACUGAAAACUGGCUCCGCAUCAUUUCCUAAGAAAAUCGCCCCUAAAAUACUUUUAAGACGUCCACGCGACGAAAAAAUUGAAACAACAAGUAGUGGCACGGAAAGUAACUUUGGAGACACUGAAAGUACCACAUUAGAUAGUAUUUCUUUGGGAAUUAAAGAACUGGAACGGUUACGAAAUAUACGAAUUCAACAACCAAUAAAUGUUAUAAAUGUAAAAUUAAAUGAGACUACAUCAGACCCAGACGAUUACGAGUAUACAUUUUAUGAUACUGAAAGUACUACGGGAACAGAAACUGACAGUGAUAUGCAAGACUACACUAAUUUUAUCUAUUCGAGUACAGUGACGGACUUCACUUCAUUGGAUUACACGACCACAGUUGAUAAUUAUAGUACUGACACCUCAACAGUUACGGAGACUUCAGAAAUGCCCACUUCUAUAAUUGAUGAUAAUCUUAAUACAGAUACGACUUUGAAUACUGAAACUACAUUCGCUGAUACAGAUUUCUAUUCAACUUUCAGUUUACUUGAAACAACAACAGAAAUUUUAGACUUAACUACUGACAAAAUACUUGAUACAUCUACAAAUGAUAUGGUAGAUACCACUACUUAUUCUGUAGAUACUACUACUAGUUUAGAUGUAACAGAAAGCACAUUAAAAUAUUCUAUUGAUAACGAUAUUAUAGAAACUUCUAGUGCGUAUUCACCGCAGCAACAAUCUACAAAAGCUAUUAACAAGGCAAAGAACUAUAGCAUUCCCACUGAAGUUACUACAGAGGCGACAACUACGACUAUGAAGCCUAAAACACCCACAACGAUUGCUUUUUGUCCCGACUUCACAUUCAAUUGUACAAUAAACUGUAAUGGGAAAAAUAUGAAACAAGUAUUCUUUAUGUCUAAUUGCACCAUCGUAAAGAGAGUUUGUUAUGUUAAAGUCUGUCCAUCAAAUGUAAAUGCAGCAGUUGAUGUGAAGAACGGAACUAACGCCACUGCUAUCGAUGUGAUGUAUUACGAUGACAAUAAAAGGAAAAUGUACAAUCUGUCAGUACCUACAAAGAAGAAGUUGUUAAAACUUUGCUGGGAAACGAUGUUUGGGCAAGAACUCGUGAAAUUGACCAUGAUGGAUUUGGUCUUCGUUCUACUCGGCACAUUAUUUUUAGACUUCUUUCGCGCACUGUUUGUGCGUUACAUGAACAGGUGUUGGUGCUGGGACCUUGAAAAAAAGUUCCCAGAAUAUGGAGACUUCAAAAUUGCGGAAAAUAUUCUGCACCUUAUCAAUAACCAGGGAAUGGUAUGGAUGGGGAUGUUCUUCUCGCCCGGCCUCGUUGUGUUGAACGUUGUCAAGCUAAUGAUCAUGAUGUACCUGCGCUCGUGGGCAGUCAUGACAUGCAAUGUACCGCACGAAGUUGUCUUCAGAGUAUCAAAAAGCAAUAACUUCUACCUAGCACUAUUGUUAACAAUGUUAUUUUUAUGUGUAUUGCCAGUUGGGUACACAAUAGUUUGGGUAAAACCGUCAUGGCAUUGUGGACCUUUCUCUGAAUAUGACAAGAUCUACUAUAUACUAACAAUCAACAUUUAUAAAAUAUUGCCGAACAGUCUGAGUUUCGCACUGGAAUACAUAGCCUCGCCUGCUAUAGUGAUACCUUUGUUGGUAUUAUUAAUAUUGAUAAUAUAUUAUUUGACGUCACUGACAAACUCUUUACGAGAAGCGAACAAUGAUUUAAAAAUACAAUUACGCCGUGAAAGAACUGAAGAACGAAGAAAAAUGUUCCAACUAGCUGACACUAGGCGAAGAGGCGGGUCGUCAUCUAUCGACAAUACGCCUUUUGCUAGAUGGAAGAAAGCAUUGCCGUCAUUACCAAUGAGCAAAUCUAUUGAUUCCGAUGAUCGGAAAACUUUGACAGAAGAGAUGAAUGAACCGAUUAAAGUUGCGAAGAAAAAAGGUGGCAUAUUUGCUAAAAUUGUUGGUAUGGCGCUUGAUAAAAAAAGUGAUGUAGAAGCCGAUUCAGAAGUCAAUAUUCCUUCACCCUCCCCGAACAAUGUAGAUGAUGAAACAGACUCUGACUUUCAUGAGACUCUACCAAGAGAUAUUUUAAAAAUUAAAGAUAUUUUUGUAAUUAAACCAGAUAGAAAGGUAAAAAACAGCGUGGAAUUCAAAACGGAUGGGUCAAAAAAACAGAAAAUCAACGAAAUAUUUAAUAAGGGAUUGAAAGUCAAACUGGAAAAAAUUGAAGACAGAACAGAAAAGAAAGCUGUGAUUGAAAAACAAAUCCAAGAUGCAAAAGAAGCAACAACGCCAAAAAUUGUAAAAGAAAUGUCUAAAGAAGAGAACAAUGGUAAGAAAAUACACGAGAAACAAACAUCACAAUCAAGUACGCAAUCAAAACAAUCGGAUUCCAUUGGUUCUGUGAUCCCAGUAAUUACUAUAAGUACCACAGAAAGUGAUGAAGAGAUGUUGUCAAAUAAAGACAAUAAUGAGAAAAAAAUUCAUAAAGUGAAGGAUGACAUUAAGCCAAAGAAGCCAUCGGACCUAAAGUCUCUCCGUCGACAGAGUAGUGUCGAGAGCAUAAGUGAAAACAAACAAUCUCACGAUAAAAAGCAAGAUGGCCAUAAAUAUCAAUACUCACUGUAAUAUUAGUACGUAAUCAUUGAAAUAAACCUCCGUCUUUGUAGUUGUA